UGUAAAAAAAAUACUUUCGUGUAGUCCCAAUUCGAGCAAAAUUUACCAGUAUUUGGUUUUCAUUCAACAGACACGUUUCAGGAGAUUUUUGCAAAGAAAAAUGUUGAAAGGCAAUGAAGCUCCUGAAAUAUGCGUUACUAAUAUAAUGUGCGACUAUUGUGCUUGGAUCAGUAAGAUCUUGGCCAAAAUCAAGGCCAGAGAGACUCAGAUUAAGAAAAAGAAGAAAAAGGGAGUAGAUCCGGUUGUAGUUGUUCAUGGAGGUGCUGGGAGAAUACCCCAAUACGCACGGAAAUUUAUGCUUGACGAGGUAAAAAAAGCCGCAAUAACGGCGUAUCUCGAUCUAACUAAAGGAUGCUGUUCGUUGGACGCGGUUGAGCGUGCAAUUUGUCACAUGGAAAGUAAAAAGUACUUCAAUUGUGCAUACGGAGGCUCCUUGGAUGCUAAUGGAGAGGUCGUGAUGGAUGCCGCGAUAAUGACGAAUGAUCUUCGCGCGGGUUGCGUGGGUGCCGUUCGUAAUAUAGCACAUCCCAUAACAUUAGCCAAAAUGGUCUUGCAGCAAACGGAACAUGUGCUUAUAGUCGAAACUGGAGCGCAAAAGUUUAACUUGGAAUCGGGCAUUCCUACUUUGUCACCUGGCCAGUUGAUCGUUACGUCUGAUUCGAAGACAUCCUUACACGAAGAAGGAAAUAACGCGCUAGAUAUCAGAAAGAUACAAGAGCUUUUAGACGAUGGGGACAAACAAUCUGAUAAAAAAGAAUGUAUACCGGAAUGUGUAAUUGAAAGAGAUAAGGAGGAAGGUGCUACCCUCGAAGUCACUGGGAUAGACGAAUUCUUGGAAAUUGAUCCUGAUUUUAUACAGGUUGGCGCGGUUGGAGCGGUGGCGUACGAUCGAAAGAAACGUCUCGCUAGCGGAACUUCGACGGCUGGAGAAUCAGGAAAGCUGCAUGGAAUUAUAAGUGCGACUGGAACAGCGAUCGGUUGCGGUAUUUACGUUGAUCAAUACGGCUCCGUGUCUGUUUCGGGUUGUGAUAAAGCUAUUUACAAAUAUGCGCCAGCCCAGAGGAUCUUACGACGACUGCGGCGAAAGGCGACGUCGAUCGACGAAGCGGUUACCGAGGUGUUAAAGGACUUCGAAGAAGAAACUGGAGGAUCAUUUCCGCCGGAAUAUGACGUAGGUGUCAUCGCGUUGACUGCCAAAGGAAUACCAUCAGUAUCUUUCAAAUGCGCACAUUUUCCCUGGGCAUAUUGCGACAAAGGCUAUGUGUAUUAUGGUUGCGCGAGGAAUGAGAUUUUUUCAGAAAAAAUCGAUAUCAUCGAACGACCGUUAGAUUGCAUGUGUGAAGAUUCAAAUUAGGUGAAAUGCACGAAUUAUCAGAGAGUCGUUAGAUUUUAAUCAGAACUGCAACAAACUCAACUAACGCAUCUCUCUGACCAAAAUAAAUCAAUUACAUUUUAAUAUUUAUUUGUAUUUUUAAUGUUUAAAAUAUAAUUUAACUCCUCGGGAUUUCUUCUGCCCCUCACUUCCCCUCCUCGGAGAAUCUGAGUUUGAACCGGCCUAUAUACUCUACUAGUAUCUAAAAAUU
This is a messenger RNA of Cyphomyrmex costatus, 1583 nucleotides long. RefSeq names its product isoaspartyl peptidase/L-asparaginase. The record is from RefSeq and is a predicted model, not a curated record. The transcript has 5 exons. Gene Ontology annotation, cellular component: cytoplasm. Gene Ontology annotation, molecular function: hydrolase activity. NCBI's taxonomy places the organism in Eukaryota, Metazoa, Arthropoda, Insecta, Hymenoptera, Formicidae. Bases 101 to 1354 code for a protein of 417 amino acids.